AUGGCGGAGAAGGUUAGAUGGCGGAGAAAGGUUAGAUGGGACAAGACAGGGAAGGUUGGAUGGGACAGGGCAGAGGCAGGGGGAAGGUUGGAUGGGAGAAGUGGAGAAGGUUGGAUGGGGACAGAGUCGGGGAAGGUUGUAUGGGACAAGAGAGAGAAGGUUGGAUGUUACAGGGCGGGAAAGGUUGGAUGGUACAGAGCUGGGAAUGAUGGAUGGCACAAGGCAGGGAAGGGUGGAUGGGACAGGGUGGGGAAGGCGAGGAAGGAUGGAUGGGACAAAGAGGGGGAAGGUUGGAUGGGACAGGGCGGAAGUUUGGAAGUUGGACAGAGAGAGGAAGGUUGGAUGGGACAAGAGCAGGGGAAGGUUGGAUGGGAGAAUGGAUGGGAAAGUUGGAUGGGAACAAGACAGGGGAAGGUUAGAUGGGACAAGGUGGGGAAGGUUGGAUGGGAGAAUGCAGGGGAAGGUUAG
Molecule: messenger RNA, 468 nt
Organism: Haliotis rubra (blacklip abalone)
Lineage: Eukaryota; Metazoa; Mollusca; Gastropoda; Lepetellida; Haliotidae
Exons: 2
Coding region: 1-468 (155 amino acids)
Source: RefSeq, a predicted model, not a curated record